Molecule: messenger RNA, 1357 nt
Organism: Myotis daubentonii (Daubenton's bat)
Lineage: Eukaryota; Metazoa; Chordata; Mammalia; Chiroptera; Vespertilionidae
Product: tumor necrosis factor receptor superfamily member 14-like
Biological process (GO): positive regulation of cytokine production involved in immune response; defense response to Gram-positive bacterium; defense response to Gram-negative bacterium
Cellular component (GO): external side of plasma membrane
Molecular function (GO): protein binding
Source: RefSeq, a predicted model, not a curated record
CUGCGAGGUCGAGAAUGAGUCCCUCUGUCCUGCUGUCUGUCUGUCUUGCCGGCCGGAGACUCAAGGCAGCGGUCAGGGAAUAGGGUUCCUGGGGCGGGCAUGGAGCCUCUGCCCGGCUGGGGGCCAACCCCCUGCAGCCCGACCCCCGCGGCUGACGCCCUGAGGCUGGCCCUGAGCCUCCUCCUUCUGACAGCCCCGCCCUGCGCACUGGGGAUGCCCUCGUGCAAAGAGGAGGAGUUUCCAACGGGGGCCAUGUGCUGCCCCAAGUGCAGGCCAGGCUACCGGGUGAAGGAGGCCUGCGGGGAGUUCACGGGCACAAUGUGUGCGCCCUGCACCAGGGGCACCUUCACUGCCCACCUCAACGGCCUGCCCGAGUGUCUGCCGUGCCGCGUCUGUGACCCAGGCCUGGGCCAGGUGACCAGACAGAACUGCUCCACCCGGACCAACACCGUGUGCGGCUGCAGGCGCGGCCACUUCUGUGAACGACAGGACGGGGACGCCUGCGUCCAGUGCAGGCCCCACAGUGUCUGCCGCCCGGGCCAGAGGCUGCGGGAGACAGGCACCGAGUCGCAGGACACGCUGUGUGAAGACUGCCAGCCGGGCACCUUCUCUGCGGGGGGCACCCAGGCAGACUGCACGCCCUGGACCAAGUGCAGUGGCCCAUUUUCCUGGGAAGCGACGCCUGGGACCAACAGCACAGACGUGACAUGCUCCCCCGGGGGCCCCGUCACCAUCAUCCUCAUCAUCAUCAGCGUCAUCCUCGUCAUUUCUGUGCCACUUGUGCUCAGGGCCAUCAGGAACAGAAGGUCACGUGGAAAACUCGCCUUUCCUCGGGUAUGGCUGCCUGUCCCCACCCUGGCGGGGACAGGGGAGCCGGCAGAAAGGAACAGGCGUCGGGACCUGCAGGCCUCCCGGGUCCAGCCAGACGUCACCACGGAGCCCGUGGAGGAGACAGCAUCCCUGUUCUCUCAGAGGGACCGCCACCUGACACAGGGCAGCGGGAUGCAGGCGCCUGAGCCAUCCCCGCGAGGCUGCGGGCAGCGGCCAGGCCCCCACGGACCAGCUACGGGGUCAGGGGAGCCGCGGGACCCCCUCCUGGAGGCCAGCCCGCACCUGGCUGAAGGAGAGACCACCUGCUGCGCCGGGGGCUUGGGACCCCCCGCGUCUCCCCACCUGGCGCCUGAGGUUCCAACCUCCCCCUCCUGACCCAGCAUGUGAGGCCCUGGCCCAGGGCGCUCCUGCCCCCACCCGCCGCCCGGGCCCUGAGCUCAGCUGCAGGACAGCCCUCAGCCUCCUCCUGGGCUGGGACUGGGACGGGGUCAUGUCUGCGCAUCACAUGACUCACAGUCUGGGAAGC